Messenger RNA from Emericellopsis cladophorae, 1290 nucleotides. Its product is annotated as Inositol-pentakisphosphate 2-kinase-like protein. Bases 1 to 1290 code for a protein of 429 amino acids. Gene Ontology annotation, cellular component: nucleus. NCBI's taxonomy places the organism in Eukaryota, Fungi, Ascomycota, Sordariomycetes, Hypocreales, Bionectriaceae. Gene Ontology annotation, biological process: inositol phosphate biosynthetic process. The transcript is spliced from 5 exons. Gene Ontology annotation, molecular function: inositol-1,3,4,5,6-pentakisphosphate 2-kinase activity; ATP binding. The record is from RefSeq and is a predicted model, not a curated record.
AUGACGCUGGGGGAAUCACCUCCGAAACUGAGUUCGCCUUCUGCCUUUGCCGGUGUCACCCUCGACAUCCGCUCACCGAGCCUGGGGUUCCCGGCGAGUACCCGCGACUGUAACAGACCACGGCAACUAGGCCCAGUCCCCCCGCCCUCGACAUCUGGGGCCUUCAGCGCCUCAAGCAAUGCAUCUUGGGCGACCCGCCAGGGCGGAGUGCCCUUCAAAGCUCUGCCAAAGGGCUGCACUUUGGGGAAAAUGGUGGGCGAAGGUGCAGCCAAUGCUGUCUUCGAGUUUUGCCUGCCAGACGGAAGCUUUCUCACCCACGAUGGUAUACGCCUUUUGAUUCGGCUUGCGAAGGAAUUCGUUGAAGAUGAUCGGCCAAAAUUUGAUUACAUCGAGCAGGCGCAGUAUUAUCACAUCAUUGAUAUUAUCAAUGCACACCUGCGGCGCAUCGACCAUACGCGCAAAGGCAAGUUCAGGGGUACAUUUGUCGGCCAAAGCGACUGGGGCUUCCUCGUGGAGGACAUGCGGCCAGACAGUACGGACCAUCUCAUCGUCGAGUUCAAACCUAAAUGGCUGUCUCAGUCGCCCAGCGCGCCAAAGGACGCUACACGUUGCCGACAAUGUGCCAAGGAACUCUGGGGCUAUGUCAUGGAAGCGGACGUGGACAGACCCAUCCCAACCAUGUCCAAGCCAUGCCCGCUGGCUCUUGGGAGAGCUGAAGGCAAUCACGUCCGUGCAGAGAGCGCCCAUCGGCUACUGCCACUGCUUGGGGAGCUCGGUAACAGUGAGCAUCUCCACGCUGAGCUCAAUGUACUCCGUGACCAGCAGGCCUUCACACAGCUCAGGGAUGCGCAAGAAAAACUGGACCGGGUCGGUCCCUUGGGCGCUGCCAGUAACGACCAAGGAUUUGCGCUUGCCAUGACCCUUCGGGACUGCACUUGCUUCGCCCAGGUGACUCGGAGAGCGACCAACGGUCGGUGCACUGUUGGUCCUCUCAAGAUCAAGUUCGGAGACUUUGACAUGAAGAGUUCUGAACAUAGGCUGAGCUAUUGGCGAAGCACAGAGCAGAAUCUCAUCGACGGUGGAUUCUAUACUGCCGACUGGCUGUUAUGCGAGGGCUCGUUCUAUCGUCCGCCAACGAGUUGUGUACUCGAAUUGUCGCAGCCCAAGCGACAAGUGCCAGAGGUCAUCCAUGUUCGGGCCGCCGCAAGGAAUGUGACGCCGUGCACAUUGGGCUCGAAGCCCAUCGGAAGGAGGCUCCCAGACCGACUGAAGAGCAGUCAAAGCGAUUGA